Molecule: messenger RNA, 2268 nt
Organism: Xiphophorus hellerii (green swordtail)
Lineage: Eukaryota; Metazoa; Chordata; Actinopteri; Cyprinodontiformes; Poeciliidae
Gene: gata4
Product: GATA binding protein 4
Exons: 6
Coding region: 498-1688 (396 amino acids)
Biological process (GO): negative regulation of transcription by RNA polymerase II; positive regulation of transcription by RNA polymerase II; cell fate commitment
Cellular component (GO): nucleus
Molecular function (GO): RNA polymerase II cis-regulatory region sequence-specific DNA binding; zinc ion binding; DNA-binding transcription factor activity, RNA polymerase II-specific
Source: RefSeq, a predicted model, not a curated record
UUUUUUUUAGUAUUGUUGUCAAAAACGUUGACAAUAGAAACUCAAAGGCUGUUAGAUAUUAAGAAGGGGUAUUGGAAGUUUAAGAAAACCCUCGUGUCUGAACAAAACCUUAACACGAAUAACGUAACAAAUAAAUAAAUAGAGGGAAAUCAUUUCCGCGUAAUAAUAAGGAAAAAAUGUGGCAUGAAUGAGCAUAAUUUGGAUUAAAGUGUGUGUUUGAGUGAGAGAGAGAGAGAAAGAGAGAAGGAGCAGAUAACAGCUGGAUCUUGAUUUAGUUGGAUAGUCUCUUCCUCCACCUCCUCCUCCUCUCUCAUGCAGCCUAUCGUCUUCCUGCCUUCAGACCGAUUUUAAUUUUCUCAAUAAAGUGGUCGCUUCGCUGGACGUCAGCAGAUCAGAUCUGAACCAGGACAGCGGCGUUAAUAAGCCAGAUAGCGCGCAUUGCGGUGAUUUGCAGGCUUCUCCAGAUUUACCUCCACGGAUGACCAGCUCGUGGGGAUAUGUACCAGGGCAUUAUGACUACCAACCACGGAUCCUCUUCCUAUGAGGCCGGGUUUCUCCACAACGCCUCGGCGGCCACCUCUCCGGUUUACGUGCCCACCACCCGGGUCGUCACUCCGAUGAUCCCCGCGCUGCAGUACCUCCAGACGCCCGGCGCUUCGCAGCAGGGCAACCCGGUUUCGAGCCACUCCGUCUGGGCACAACCGGGUGCAGACCCGGUGCCCUCCUACAACCACUCCCCGGUGUCUCCGCGCUUCUCCUUCUCCACCAGUCCGCCACUAUCGUCCGGUGUGGCCACGGCCAGGGAGGCGGUCUCUUACACCAGCCCGCUGAACAUCUCUGCCAACGGAAGGGAGCACUAUGGUCCGCGGGGCCUCGGCGGCUCGUACCCAAGUCCCUAUUCGGCCUACAUGAGCCCUAACGUCGGAGGAACGUGGCCGGCGUCCCCCUUUGACAGUCCGGUGCUGCACGGUCUGCAGACCGGCGCUUCUCCUGUCACGACGCGGCACCCAAACAUAGAUUUGUUUGAUGACUUUGCUGAGGGACGAGAAUGUGUGAACUGCGGUGCAAUGUCAACUCCCCUCUGGAGGCGCGAUGGCACCGGCCACUACCUGUGCAACGCAUGCGGCCUGUACCACAAGAUGAAUGGCAUCAACAGGCCGCUCAUUAAACCCCAAAGACGGCUGUCUGCCUCGAGGAGGGUGGGCCUGUCCUGCACAAACUGUCACACCACCACCACCACCCUGUGGCGACGAAAUGCAGAGGGAGAAUCCGUCUGCAACGCCUGUGGGCUCUACAUGAAACUCCACGGGGUCCCCCGUCCUCUUGCUAUGAAGAAAGAGGGGAUCCAGACCCGCAAACGCAAACCUAAGAACCUAAACAAGUCCCAAACAGGACCUCCAGGCACUGAGGGGGCUCCAGUGACUCCAACCAGCACUCCCCACUCCUCCUCCUCUUCCACUUCCUCCAUAACAUCCACCUCCAGCACUGCAGUGGAGCCUCGCCAGAUAAAGACAGAGCCAGAAAAUCACAACUUGUACACACACCAUGGCCCGCACACACAAAUUUCAGCCCUACCUGCCUACAUGGCAGCCCAGGGAGGCGCUAUUCCUCUGAAGAUGUCUCCAGGUGGACACGGUGGGUCCUCCAGCUCCAAAACAGAGCCUUGGAACAACCUAAUCAUGGCUUAGGAGACCUACAGCUCUGCAUCUCAAAAAACUACCUAUGUACAGCAUCCUAACAAAACUCUCCAGGAACUGCUAGCUGCACCGUUUUCUCCAAUCGGUGGCAUCAGUGUCAUGACUGCACACCAAGACACGAUGAGAAGACACCGACUUGGGACAAAGUACAAUUAAACUGGGAUUAUAAAGGAACAUUUUUCGAACUCAAGCCUUUUCCUACAAAACCAGUAUGGAAGCACAAACUGCCUAAAAGAUACUGAAAGAGUACAUGACACUUAUGAGAAACACGAGAGACUUAAGUGUAAGUAUUGCCUUCAUAGCUUUGGACAUUUUUCUCUGGUCGUUAUGGACAUCCAACACACAAAAACAGAUCAUAAGUGGACAACUUUGUGACAAAGGUUACACCACAGAGGUGCUACACCAAGUGUUAUCAGGGUCAGUUUACAGGAAAAUAGUGGAAGAAAAAUAUUUAAUUCCUGGCAAACUUUCAAAUUAUCUAUCUGGGAGAUUGUGCUAAUGAUAAAUUAGUAUGAUGUUGUAUUAGCAGCUGAAGAUGUGAAAGCAUUUAAGAUUUUAUAUCUUUGAAAAA